Molecule: messenger RNA, 849 nt
Organism: Paraglomus occultum
Lineage: Eukaryota; Fungi; Glomeromycota; Glomeromycetes; Paraglomerales; Paraglomeraceae
Source: the annotation of a GenBank genome assembly
AUGUCACCAGCAAUCCACGUCGGAUAUUCUCCCAAGUCAUUAUAUAACACCAUUCCCAAAAAGGGUACUUUCGACAGUGAGUAUCGUUACAAAAUAGUAGAUCAGAUCUGUGUUGAGUCGAAUUUGUACAAGAUCCUUGGCGUGGAGAAAACCUGUUCAUCUGAAGAACUCAGAAGGGCGUACAUUCAGAGGUCUAGAGUAUGCCAUCCCGACAAAUUUCCCGGAUAUCCACGAGCAACCGAAGCAUUUCAAAAAUUGUCCUAUUCCUACGAGACGCUCAUCAAGCCAUCUACCCGGAGAGCAUACGAUGUAUCAGGUUCAUCUGAAUUCAACAUGUUUGCUGGAUUGGCCGAUGAAACUCUGCACGGAGUAUUAUAUCAGCUAUUCUUGGAAUUCAUGGAUGGAGACUUUGCGAUGAUACACGCGCUAAUAAAUGCAUUGAACGAGGGCAACCCUGGUCUCAAUAUUGGAGAAGAUGUAAUCGAGACAAUGGAGCAACUUUUCAGACGACUGAGAAAACUACUAUUAGUUCUUCUUUGCAACUUUCCCCCCGAUCCUGCAGCUGGACAAAAAUACAUGAAAAUCAUUAAAUUUGAAUUGAUUCGUCUCCAUGAAAUCCAGCAAGAGCUUCGGACUCUCUCGUAUUUUGACGUAUUUGGCAGGUUCAAACGUACCAUGCAGUUAGCACGCAUUACCUUGCGCAUACCAAUGCUUAUCGAUUCUGCUAUGAAGACAGAGCACAAAAUGAAUGGUGGUAACGGUGUUCAACACGGACUUCUUGGUGACGGCAUGGCUAAAUUCCUUGGUGGAGUAGUGAGUGCGCUCGAGACGGCGGAAAAUCUCUUGUAA